Hemibagrus wyckioides is the source of this 2160-nucleotide messenger RNA. RefSeq names its product leucine-rich repeat-containing protein 43-like. Gene Ontology annotation, molecular function: protein binding. Bases 94 to 1857 code for a protein of 587 amino acids. Lineage: Eukaryota; Metazoa; Chordata; Actinopteri; Siluriformes; Bagridae. The record is from RefSeq and is a predicted model, not a curated record. The transcript has 12 exons.
UUACGGGAAGAAGUGCAGAAGACCUAGCCACUAUUGAAAUAUCACCCUAAAAAUAGAAUAAGAAAAGUUUCGAUCCUUGACUGUCUUUUGUUCAUGAGCCUGAUGGCCUGUUACACGCUCACGUCAGCCAUCGACAAGCUCAUUCACAGCCUGUGUUUGGAAAGCUUCCCGUGCGGCAGAGGGAGCCGGCACAAGCCACCAUUAAGAGGCUCUGAAGACUGGCAUGAUGAUGUGAACCCAGACACACCGAUAGAGGAGUCAGAUACUCUCCAUGACCUGAUUCAAUGUCCACUAUCACCGUGGCAUGAGGAGGCAUCAUGGAGUCCUCAGGCCUUAGUCUUGAGAGAACUGGCUGUGAAGGCACCCGAGAAACUGAAUGCUGACUUUGUACGUGCAUCCUUCACAACUCUACGGAUCGUGAAUAGAGGGGUCUCGGUCAUUGAUGAGGGAUUGUUGAUGUUCAAUUGUCUGGAAGAGCUCAUAUUAACUGUUAAUAACAUCACUGAGGUUCCUGUAAAGAACCUUCCAAAGACACUUAAGGUUCUUGAACUUUAUGGCAAUCAGAUUUCCAGUCUCAAGAGUCUGAGCACAGACUUUCCUCCACAUCUCCUGCAUUUAGGCCUUGGUAACAACCGCCUUGGCUCUCCUGAAGAUCUCCAGUGCUUUACUGCCGAUCGUUGGCCUCAGCUGAUGUCUCUUGAUCUGAGCUGGUCUGGAUAUACAGAACAAUAUGCUCUUGUGGAUGUACUCUCACAACUGCCUCGCUUACGGAGUUUAGUUCUAGAGGGAAACCCUUUAACCCUAACCACCUCGUACCCGGGCUUUACACUGGACAGCUUACUUCACUUGCUCUACUUAGAUGGAAAUCAAGUAACACCAGAUGACCGGCAUCGCUUCAGUGGCCUUGCUAAACUCAGAGCCUCAAUCUCUGAGGAAGCGGUGGUCACUGUGUGUGUUAAGAAGAUGAAGGGUGUUCCUAACUCUGCUUUGCUGUUGGACAGCGGUGCAGUUGAGUUCCCCCUGGUCAGCUACAGCUACUCCGUCUCUUAUGAAUUUCUUGAUGAAGCUCAGUUACAGAAAAGUAUUGAUGAUGAGGGACAAACAUUGGAAAAUACCCCCAAGAGUCCACAAGAGAAUGAGAGGGCAACACCAAGCCCAUGUAUGCCAUCAGAUCACCAAAAUCAUGCCUUCAGCAUUCCUCUUGCUGUGAACUGGACAUCAAUGCAAGAAUGGACUGAAGUAAUCGACUUUAACUAUGCAGGCACACACCGCGUCAGAGACCUGGCAGCUCUCAAACACUUUAUUCUCCGAGGCCUUUGGCUCACUGUGGAAGAACAGAAGGUUAUGUCCUGGCCUGCACCUGAUGCUGGAAGCACUGAAAUCAAAACAUCAGCAAACAAGAAAGAAAAAGAGGCCGCAAUACCAGGAACAAAAUCAAAAUAUAAGAAGAAAAAAAAGGAGCCAGAGCUCAAGCUGAUACAUGAACAACCGAUCAAGCGAACCCUGGGUUCAGUACAUGUAAAGCUGAACCAUCUAUUGGUAGGAAAGGAUGAAAUUAAGGAGGAGUGUGACUUGGGGGUACAGCACUUAGGUCAAGCCAUCAGCCCUGCAGUCACCCAGGAAAAGGAGAAAAUGAAGAAGCCUAAAGAAGAAAACAAGGAAGACAAGAUAUUCAAGCCAACAUCUUUAAAAGGAAAACAAAAAGAAUGCAAUGGGAUUGUGUGUGACGUCUCGGCUGAAGAAAACAACUCUCCGGAGAUGGAUCCUCUGACUGUGGAGUUCAGCAUUCGGUUGGACAGAUGGACCCCGGAUUCACAAGCAUAUCACUUAAACACAACAAAACAGGCUCUGCCCUGAGAAGGCCUCAUAUUCUUCAGCUCUUUUCUGAAUUUCUUAGAACCAAAUGUAUGCACUAGCCCAUUUGUGGAGCUGUACUAUACACUAAAAUCAUUUUUAAAACAAGUUUCCAGACACAGAGUCAGAUACAGGAUGAACACGGCCUGGAUUCUCUGGGUUUGUCUUAUCAACGGUGCAUUUCUUCCUCAAAACCAGUGUUCCUGGGAUAAUAAAGUAAAUAACUAUUAAAGAAAAGUGGUUACUGAAGAUCAUAAAUAAAUGAAUGAAAUUUCAGAUAGAAAAGUUUAUUUUCACAUCACUGUU